Sphenostylis stenocarpa is the source of this 831-nucleotide messenger RNA. The record is from the annotation of a GenBank genome assembly. NCBI's taxonomy places the organism in Eukaryota, Viridiplantae, Streptophyta, Magnoliopsida, Fabales, Fabaceae.
AUGCAGCCAUUCAUAUGGAAACUUUUCCAUUUCAAGGACAUUAAUAUACGUUGCCAAAAACAGAUAGAUAUUCUCUCCAAGUUCAUGGAUUGUUCAAUCUCCAAUGGAGGAUCAAAGAGGCUUCUGGACUUGGCGCAACGGCUCCGCCUUUACAAGCCCCCACUACUCCCUGAAGACAUAUUGGAUGAUUUCAUGGAAGAGAAGGUUGUCUCAGAAGAAUCAACCACCCCAAUUGCUCAAAACACAGAAAAAUUCAGAUACAAGAGAGCUGCUGUUUUGAUCUGCCUCUUUGAAGGAGAUGCUGGGGAUCUCAGAGUGAUACUCACCAAGCGCUCUUCCAAGCUCUCCACUUACUCGGGUGAAGUGGCCUUGCCUGGUGGGAAAGCGGAGGAGGGGGACAAGGAUGAUAUGGACACAGCAAAAAGAGAGGCAAUGGAGGAAAUUGGGUUGGACCCUGAACUUGUCGAUGUUGUUACUGUUCUUGAACCAUUCUUCUCUAAGUACCUCAUGAGAGUGGUUCCGGUCAUUGGCAUUCUUCAUGACAAAAAAGCAUUCAAACCUGUUCUGAAUCCUGCUGAAGUAGAAGCUGUAUUUGAUGCACCUUUAGAAAUGUUUCUCAAGGAUGAAAAUAGAAGCCAGGAGAAGAUGCAAUGGAUGGGAGAGAAUCAUCUGAUACAUUUGUUUGACUAUGAAAUCGAGCAUAAAAAAUUCCUAAUAUGGGGUUUAACUGCUGGGAUCUUAAUAAGGGCAGCAUCAGUUGUGUACCAACGACCACCAGCUUUCAUGGAGCAGAAUCCUAAAGUCAAGCUUCCUCGGGAUUUAACUGUUUAA